GUGUGCUUUUAUAGAAUUAUUAUUCUAGCUCUUAAUGCUUUUCAUCUGUAGAGCUCAAAGCUCUUUACAAAGAUGGUCAGUAUUAUUAUGCCCAUUUUGUAGAUGGGGAAACUGCGGCACGGAAACAUGAAAUGACUUGCCCAAGGUCAACCAACAGUAUAGUCUAUCAUCUCAAUAUAAUAAGAUGGACACGUGUGUGUUAUUUACAUACACAAUUUAUUUAGCUCUGACAAUGUGCUUGGCACUGUGCCGUCUACCCAGGUACAUCUCUGCCCUUGACUCUACAGUCGUCUAAUAGAUACACGGAAGUUUGGGAGGCAGAGGGAAAUUUAGACACGCAGAUGCCUUCGGGACAGGGCGAGGUUGUAUCUGCUCCUCGUGGGCAGUGCUGGAAUCACAAUGGAGCCCAUUGGAUCGGAGACCCAAGCGAGAGCACAAGAAUUUCACUGGGAUGUGCAGGCAUAAAUUCCCGCCUCCAACUCUGUCUGACCAAUAAUGUUCAACCCUCCUCCCUCCCUCUUUUCAGCCAGGGUCCCUCAUUCGUCCACCCUUCUGCCCUGGAGAACAGCAUGAGGUGGUUUGCUGAGCCCACGCACCUUCCUCGGCCUGCUCCCGCGAUUCAUGCACCUUCCACUCUUCAUACGGAACAGAGCAGAACUGGCCACCCCACUCAAUAGGUUGGGGCAGAAAGAGCCAGGGAGGGACACUCAGGCCCAGAGAGUACCACAGAAGGAGUUUCCCUGGCUGCCAGGGUGAUGGGCUGAUGGGGAGGGGAGUGGUGAGCUGCUAAGCAAGCCCCUGACUGUAGGAAGAAAUGAUUUUAGGGGAGUGGGGGGCAGAGACCAGCCCCAGAUGGAGCAGGAGAGAUCAUGAGGUUCUCCUAUUUGACUUUAAAAGUCAUUUACAGUCUACUCUCUCAGCAGAGAUCCCCUACAGCCUAACUAGGCAUGGACACAGACUUUCACGUUUUGCAGCCACACCCCGUUGGCCUGUGAAAUGGUCAAAUUAAGCUAAACAGGAUCAGAGCUGGUCAGUCUUUGGAUGGAAGCUUCCAGGGAAACAGGUGCUAGAAGGGGCAUUCAUUGAACAUUUAGCAAGUGGUAAUAUUUUUGUGCUUUAUAUUUUUCAAAGUGCCAUGCAAACAUUGGAUUCAUUACUGAUUAUUGCUAUCCCUGCAACAGAUAGGGAAACUGGGCUGCACAGACCAUACAAGGGAGUGAUUUGCCAAUGAACUUGCAUCAAGUCUGGUGGAGAGGGAAGUAGAACUCAGAAGUUCUUGGUUCCCAAGAGACUACUUUCUACCAAGUCAGUACUGAUACCAAAACCAGCCAUUGUGAUGCUGAGAGUGAUAGUCUGCAGAUGAGACUUAAAACAAGGGAGACUCCACAAUGCCAGCAUCCCAGAGCCGGGCCAGAGCCAGAGAGCGGAACAAUGUCCUGAACAGGGCUGAGUUCCUCUCAUUGAACCAGCCCAUGAAAGGGAACCAGGAGACCAGGAGCUCCAGCAGAAAGCAGGGCAGCCAGUCUGGUCUGGCUCCCACCCAAAACGAGGGCACCAAGGAGCGGAGGCAAUCGCAGCAGCUUCCCGAAGAGGACUGCAUGCAGCUGAACCCCUCCUUCAAGGGAAUUGCCUUCAACUCCCUGCUGGCCAUCGAUAUCUGCAUGUCCAAGAGGCUGGGGGUCUGUGCCAGCCGCGCCUCGUCCUGGGGCAGUGCCCGCUCCAUGAUCACACUCAUCGGGAUCACAGGGCAUGGCGUACCCUGGAUCGGGGGCACACUCAUCUGCCUGGUGAAGAGCAGCACGCUGGCGGGACAGGAGGUCCUCAUGAACUUGCUGCUAGCCUUACUCCUGGACAUCAUGAUUGUUGCAGGAUUGCAGAAGCUGGCCAAGCGACGAGGCCCAUACGAUGUCCACCCCGGCCUCUUGGACUAUCUGACCAUGGACAUCUAUGCUUUCCCAGCCGGCCACGCCAGCCGAGCUGCCAUGGUGUCCAAAUUCUUCCUCAACCACCUGGUUUUGGCCAUCCCACUCCGGAUCCUGCUGGUCCUCUGGGCCUUCUGCGUGGGGCUUUCCCGCAUCAUGAUUGGACGGCACCAUAUCACAGAUGUCCUGUCCGGCUUUGUCUUUGGCUACUUGCAGUUCAGGCUGGUGGAGUUGUUGUGGAUGUCUUCCAACACGUGUCAGAUGAUAAUAUCAAUCUGGUGAACACAAGAAUCCCUGACAGAAACUAGCAGACACUUUAAGAUUCUCUCUCUCACUUUUUUAAAAUAUAAUUCUUCAUAUUUAUUGGGAAAAAAAUUAACUUCCAUAAGUAGUAUUCUUUUUACUGUUGCUCCCCUGCCUUAAAAAAAAAUGUUUCUUGCAGAUGGGUAGGCUUCAGCAAUCAAGGGCCAGCCAUCACAGUAUUUUGGCCACUUUUUAAAAUCCCAUUUGGAUGGUAACCAAACUAAGCAGUAAAGAUAACAAAAUGAGUUCUCUUUGGAUGGUGCACAUCUGAUGCCCAGGUGUGUUCUCAGAAAACCGGUUAUCCCUUUGGGAUGCGUUAAUUAGCUUCUUGGAGGCAAAACGUUUUGGGGCGAAGUUCUACAGCGCUUUUUCUGUCUGCCAGCCCAACGGUUGUGUCUUGUACAGGGCCGGGCACACUGCCGGCACCUCACAGAUAAUAAAUAAUCAUAAAAGUUC
This is a messenger RNA of Trachemys scripta elegans, 2681 nucleotides long. RefSeq names its product phospholipid phosphatase 7 (inactive) (gene PLPP7). Gene Ontology annotation, cellular component: nuclear envelope. Gene Ontology annotation, molecular function: sphingosine-1-phosphate phosphatase activity. The record is from RefSeq and is a predicted model, not a curated record. Bases 1389 to 2204 code for a protein of 271 amino acids. The transcript has 3 exons. Lineage: Eukaryota; Metazoa; Chordata; Testudines; Emydidae.